Molecule: messenger RNA, 2352 nt
Organism: Drosophila elegans
Lineage: Eukaryota; Metazoa; Arthropoda; Insecta; Diptera; Drosophilidae
Gene: Arc1
Product: activity-regulated cytoskeleton associated protein 1
Exons: 1
Coding region: 132-902 (256 amino acids)
Source: RefSeq, a predicted model, not a curated record
GAGCUCCUCAGUUCGCAACAUCGGCCGCAUUCGCUACACUGGCUUUGUCUGCCGACCAGAAACUCACAGAGCAAAAUACCUAAAACGUGUUGUCGCCCACUUGGUUCCACUCCAACCUCAAAUAGCCGAAAAUGGCGCAGACCUUUAACAUGACCAGCGAGCAGCUGCAUGAGCUGAUCGAAGCGGUGCGGGUGUCCGCCGCAAGUGCCGCCGGAAACGCGGCCGCGGCCGGAGCAGCAGGCGCCCAGGGAGCCAAGGGCAAGGGCAGCUUCUCCGCCUGCACACACAGCUUCGGCGGAACCCGCGAUUACGACGUGGUCGAGGAGUUCAUCACCAAUAUCGUGACGUACAAGGAGCUGGAGGACAUUAGCGACGAGAACGCCCUCAAGGGCAUCUCGCUGCUGUUCUACGGCCUGGCCUCCACCUGGUGGCAGGGCGUCCGCAAGGAGGCCGCCACGUGGAACGACGCCAUCGGCCUCAUCCGCGAACACUUCUCGCCCACUAAGCCCGCCUACCAGGUCUACAUGGAGUUCUUCCAGAAGAAGCAGGAGGACCACGACCCCAUCGACACCUUCGUGGUGCACAAGCGAGCGCUGCUCGCCCAGCUGCCGGCCAAUCGGCACGACGAGCAGACCGAACUGGACCUGCUCUACGGCCUGCUAAACAUCAAGUACCGCAAGCACAUCGCCCGCCAGAGCGUCCAGUCCUUCAAGGAGCUGCUCGAGCAGGGCCGCAUCAUCGAGCACAACAACCAGGAGGACGAGGAGCUGACCGCCGCCACAAAGAAUGUGCGUGGCUCCCGUCGCACCAACCGCUGCACCUACUGCCACUUCCGGGGCCACACCUUCGACAACUGCCGCAAGCGGCAGAAGGAUCGGCAGGAGGAGAACCACGACGAGUAGGCGAUCAAGACACCACCCACAAAUCACAGAGGGGCACCAACGGCCACCAAAUGACAUCACCGGUGGCCCCGCCUCCCACUCCCCCACCCCCCAAACAUUCCAGAACUUUUCGUAGCCACACUGGCCGACCAACGUCAGCGAGAGCCCACCAACCGGAGAGAGAGGGAGCAGCAACAUGUACGACAGCAACACCAGCAGCAGCAGCAACAUCAGCAGCAGCAACAGCAACAUGUACAGCAGCAACAUACCAAUCUCUUCACACUCACUGGCAAAUGGCGUGCCGGUAAGCCUCGAUCAGCAUCUGAACCACAAAAAAUCACGCUGUUUCCAUUACUUCCACCCGAAAACGGCUCUACUUUCUUAUUACUUCACGCUGCCCUGCGGCUCUUUUGGCAAAGAACGCCAACCAUCCAACCAGCAAUUCAACCAAUUGCAACAUUGAUUUUGAACUCACAACUUGUACAAGCUAUGCUGCGAGAAUUAUUAGGCGGCGGCGACUGAGGAUCAGGCAUUUCGUCCACAAAAUCGCUUAUUUGCAAUGAAUGAAUGUGAAAUUCGAGCCAAGGUUUCGAAUUUUAUGUUUUGACAUUGCGACUGCGAAUGGAUGUUGCUUGAUCUUCAGUCGCCGCCCACUGCCCAAUGAUUCUCACAACCGCCGGCUCCACUUUGUGCCGCUCAGUGAAAGAUAAGUAGCGAUGUGUUGGCCACGAGGAGGGGUGAUCGUUAUGUUGAAAAAUGUGGUGAUCACCGCUUUAGUGACCAUUUUCCCUUAAUCUUUCGACUGAUCCAGGUCCUUUGUGAAGCUGGCAAAAAACCCCCCGUCCGGUGAUCGCCCGCUUAGAUCCUUUUGCAUGUGACAUCGACAGCCCCGAGGGGCGGCGCCGCCCACUUCCGGCUGCAGCUUCGGCUACUUUCGGUGGUGGGUGUCGUAUAACCCCCCGCGAUGUCUCUGGUGCGAGUGGAGCUACAGCGGGCGCGAACCGGGCAAAAACUAAAUUUCUACGGAAAUUUAAAAAACCAACCAACUUUUUUUGACUUUUGUCAAAAUACUUCGUUAACACAUAGCACUACGAUGGCUCCCGAAUCGCCAUCCGUGCGGUUGGCACGUCAAAUUGUCCCAUUCGGGAUCACGGGUGUAGGGCUGUUUAUCAUUUCACCCCUGCGAUUCCGCGACAAGCUUGAGGCACGCCAGUACCCAUCACAAAAACCACAACGAACCCGGGCUGGGACUCGUCGCUGCCGCGCCCCUCCAGCCGGCAAAGACUCUCCCCGCCCCCCCAUGCAAAACCAGCUUCUUGUGCAGAUGACAUAGGCGCGCACAGCCAUCCGACCCGGGAUUUGCCCGGACCAUGGUGGCCAGACUCGCAGCGUGCGCCAUCAAACGGAGACGUGGCCACAAGCACAUCAAGAGUCCUGCCCGCAAUCCUCACAACGUAACCAAGAGUGGGGG